GCUAAAACUCUGAAAUUGUACUAAUUGGAUUUCUUGCUGAACCAAUAGCACUACCGAACGAAAUGAAUUCCGCUAUGAAAAUAUUUAUGAUGGUCUUUGUCGUGGCUGUUAUCAGCAUCUGCUGUUGCGAAGCACAGGCUCCCAGGAUUAAUAGAAAUAGUGGAGAUGGUUCUCGUUAUCAAGGAUAUGAUUCAGGACGUGGACCUAGAAAUCAAGGAAACCAAGGAGGAGAUACUUCUCAAAGAAGUGGACAAGACGGAUUUAAUGUCAAUUUUGGAUCUGGUGACCUAAAUAAUGGACAAAGAAACCAAGGAUCACAAGCUGGUCGACAGGGAAAUCGUAAUGGUGAUUACGGCUGGUGAUAUCACCAGGUGCUUGUCUGUGAAUUAAAAAAACAGUAUUUCCAUUAAAAUCGAACAUUUGUUUUAAUUUCCAAAAAGUAAAGUAUUAUUGAGCA
This is a messenger RNA of Parasteatoda tepidariorum (common house spider), 457 nucleotides long. Lineage: Eukaryota; Metazoa; Arthropoda; Arachnida; Araneae; Theridiidae. The record is from RefSeq and is a predicted model, not a curated record.